AUGUUAUGGACAUCUGUUUCCCCUGGAUGUGAGUCCGUUGCAGCCCUGUCACGCCCACAGCGUCCCCUCUCGGCCCGGACGGCCCACCACGGCGCCCUGGCCUCCUCCAUGAAGGGGUACCAGGUCAGCCGCAGCCUGUCCUCUGUUGGAGAAGGGGGACACACACCGUGCGACUGCGACCCCGCCCCCAGCUCCGUCCGAGACUACGAACACUACGACGGAGCGGGACACCCCUACUACCCUCCCGGGGGUCCCCCAGAGCAUCGUUUCCUCUCCUCCCACUCUGGAGGGGGGACGUUCCCCCGCUCCCACCCCAGCCAUCACCCCGCGCCCCAUCAGUACGACUCAUGCGAGGAGUGUCUGUCCACGGUGGGGGGUCACGUGGCUAAGAUGCACAGCCUGGAUCAGUUUGAGAAGCAGCUUCCUCCAGACGGAUUCCACACCCUGCAGUACCAGAGGAGCGCCAGCGGGGCGGAGCAGCGCGGCGAGAGCCCCUCCCGUAUCCGCCACCUGGUUCACUCAGUCCAGAGACUCUUCGCCAAGUCCCACUCCCUCGAGGCGCCGUCGAAGAGGGAAUAUAACGGUACAAGAGGAGGAGGGGAUUACCGGGAAAGAGGAGGAGGAGGACAAAGGAGCGGAGGAGAAGAGGGCGGUGGGCAUCAUUAUUCGGGCCACCAGUCCCGCUCGGUGAAGCGCAGCAAGUCUCGCGAGCGCUCCAAGAGCGGGGAUGGGCGCCACGAGUCGUCUGGCCGGCGCCACCGGAACCGAACUGCCGGGUGGUGGAGCUCCGACGACAACCUAGACAGUGACAGCAGCUUUCUGGUAACCGCGGGCAACACCGGGCCAGGUGGUCGAGGUGGCGGGCGAGACGGGUACCCCACGGGCCACGAGAGUCUGGACGCUGCUAUCCAGGAGCUGACCAUGAAGAAACUGCCCAAGCAGGGGAGUGUACCACCAGGGCCCGGGCCGGGGGAGUGCAUGGCCUGUACCACUCUGGCCCUGGCAGGGGGGGAGGGUGGCGGAGGGGGAGUGGUAGGGUACCAUGGAGGGCCAGGGCAACACUCUCUGAAGAGGAGCACGUGGUCGGCCAUGACGGUCAGCCAGGCUAGAGAGGUGUACCCAUCGUCUGUCCGGGGAGGAGGAGGAGGAGGAGGCUAUGACAAGGCCUUGGUACCUCUGGAGAACAAACUGAAGGAGAGGACCUUUCACUACCUACAGGUCCCAUCAGACGGGGGGGAGUGGGGUGGACUCGGGGGCUACCCAGGCGGGGGUGGUCCUGACGGAGGGGGGGAGAUCCCCUGCAGGCGCAUGCGGAGCGGCAGCUACGUCAAGGCCAUGGGAGACGAUGAUAGUCAGGACUCUGACGCCAGUCCUAAAUCCUCUCCUAAAACCACCAUCAUCGCCCAGAGAGAGGCCUUCAGACGCUCUGUCAGCAUGGACCACAGGUCAUCUGCCACCAAAUACGCGUGUAAGCAGUGUGUAGAUGCUACGCUACCCUACGCUAACAACCUAAGCACGCCGAAGAGUCACGCACGCUCUCGGAGCUACACGCGGUCUCUGACCAGCUCACAGCUGGGUGACUCUCUGAAUCGUCAGUUUGAGGCGGUGUGUGAGACCAUGUUUGGGGAGAUAGAGAGUCAGGCGGUGGAAGCCUUGGAUCUGCCUGGCUGCUUCCGGACCCGUUCCCAUAGUUACGUCCGCGCCAUCCAGGCCGGCUGUUCCCAAGACGACGACUGCCUGUCCGUCUUCUCCAUGUCAGGACCCAGCAUCAAGGGAGGGGCCGUCAUCCCAUACCGUAAGGUUGGCCCUCCCCCUCUCCCUCCCCGUAUGUCCAAGCCUACGAUCUCUGUGAGGGCUCAGAGCAGCACAGAGUCUACCCAGGAUGCCUACUUCCAGAACACAGGCCAGCCUGCCCUGGGACGGCCCAGACAACACCAGAGCAGCUCUGACACAACGCAGCACUCCGGAGGACGAACAGCAGAAGGGAGUUACUACACAGGACCAGGACACGGCCGUUCCCGCCAGCACUCCAACUCAGCCGAGAGCCUGGAUAGGGUCCCCCGGUGGGGCAGGGAGCUUGUACUCUAUGGAGGGGGAGGACAGGGGCCCCCCAGAGUAAAACAUAGCGGCUCCGCUGAUAGUCUCUUGGAGGGGCCCAGGGGAAAGGAGAGGGGGGAGAGGGAUGUGGGACGGGCAGGGGGAAGUCUGGGGAAGUCUGCCUCCCUCUCACAGAACAGUAUAGUGAUGAGUAAGAUGGGAGGAGGAGGAGGAGGAGGAGGAGGAAGAGGAGGAGGCGGAGGACAGGAGGAGAACAAGACGGAGAGAAGAGGAAGGAAUUGGAGGCCGUCUAUCGCUGUACAGGUGGACAGCUCGGAGACCCUGUCAGACUCGGACCCGGAUGGCAAGGCUCUGAGAGAGGUUCACUCUAUAGGGGUGCAGGUGGAGGAGGACAAGAGACGUGCUCGGUUCAAGCGAUCCAACAGCGUGACGGCCAGCGUCCAGGCAGACCUGGAUCCAGCGGGGGGUUUCUCAGGCCUCACCUUCGCUGUUCCUACGCAGGAGAAGAGCCUCCAGUUCCCAGGCCUCACCUUCGCUGUUCCUACCCAGGAUAAGAGCCCCCAGUUCGGCUGCUCCUUCCAGAGACACUCCUCAGAGCCUGAGUCAGCCGACCAGUACGCAGAGUACCACCGCACGGUGCACACCCAGGGCCAGUGGGCCUACAGAGAGGACUACGUCCAGGAUGGUUACGCUACAGACCACCACCCUCACCAGAUACCCCCCCUGCCCCCGCGGGCCCACUCCCCCCUGCCCCUCGCAGCGGACCGAGGUGGCUGGAUAGGCACACCCCAGCCCUCACUGGAGGGGGGCCUCCGUAGUCUACCUGAUUCUGGUCGUGCCUCGCCCUGUCUGAGAGACGGAGAGUUCUUCUUACGCCUCCUUCAGGCGGAGGUGGAGAGGAUGGAGGGAUGGUGUCAGAACGUAGAGAGAGAGGCGGAGGAGAACGAGCUGCCAGAGGAGGUUCUGGAGCUGAUCCGUAAUGCGGUGGGCAGUGCCCAGAUGCUCAUGUCUCAGAAGGUGCAGCAGUUCUUCCGUCUGUGCCAGCAAAGCGUGGACCCGUCCGCGUACCCCCAGCCCACCUCUCAGGACCUGUCCGGGCUCUGGGACCUGCUCCAGCUCAACGUGGAAGACGUCAAGGUCAAGUUCCAGCACCUCCAGAGGCUCAAGGACUCCGGCUGGAGGCUUCCCCCAGACAAGAAAGAUGACAAGAAGCUUCCUCCCCCACUACCAAAGAAGCCAGCGGGGGGAGUGAGCGGCAGCCUCCGUGCCGACAGCGUCAGCGACCCCCCAGUGGAACGAGGGGUAGGAGGAGGCGGCGGGGGGCUGGUGAUGGCCCGUAGCGGGAGUGUGGGACGGGCCGUGCCUGUCCGGGAGAAGUCCUUAGACCUGGGCGACAGACAGAGGACUGAGGCACGCAGGAGACUGCUCCAGACCAAGAGGUCCGCUUCCUUCAGACAGAACUCAGCCACGGAGAGCGCAGACAGCAUCGAGAUCUACAUCCCAGAGGCUCAGACCCGGCUCUGA
This is a messenger RNA of Salvelinus namaycush (lake trout), 3582 nucleotides long. RefSeq names its product disks large-associated protein 3-like. Gene Ontology annotation, molecular function: molecular adaptor activity. Gene Ontology annotation, cellular component: glutamatergic synapse; postsynaptic specialization. Bases 1 to 3582 code for a protein of 1193 amino acids. The record is from RefSeq and is a predicted model, not a curated record. Lineage: Eukaryota; Metazoa; Chordata; Actinopteri; Salmoniformes; Salmonidae. Gene Ontology annotation, biological process: signaling. The transcript has 15 exons.